AUGCGCGUGAAGUGCGGGGAAUGCGGAGAGACCUUCGACGACUUAGACGCGGCGAAGACGCACGGCGCGGCGACGGGACACGAAAACUUUCACGGCGAUGAAGAUUCAUUAAUGGAAGAUGCGCACGAGAACGGACCGGCGAGCGAGCAAAGCGGCGCGGCGACGGCGACGACGACGGCGGAUGAAGGACCUCGAAUGAUCGAACCGCGCGUCCGCGAGGAUUUACUGAAAGAGUUGACGGAACUCAUGGGAUUCGGAAGGAACAAGGCGAUUCGGGCGCUGCACUUUUCAAAGGCGGAUUCGAGCGAACGGGCGAUCGAUUGGAUCGAGCGACACGAGGACGACCCGGACGUGAACGAACCGUUGUUGGUUCCAGACGAGGCGCACGAGGGGGCAAAGGCGAAGACGGUGAGUAAAUUGACGCCGGAGGAGGCGAGGGCGAAGGCGGACGAGUUGCGAAGAAACGCCGCGGCGAGACGAGCGGCGGAGGAGAAGGAGAGCGAGCGGUUGAGAGAGCAGGAGCGCAUUCGUGCGGGUAAGGAGCUCGUCGAGGCGAAGCGAAUGGAGGAUGAGCUCAGUUUGAAGCGAAACGCCGAGCAGCGAGCGGCGGAGAAGGAAGAGAUGGAGCGCGCGCGGGCGAAGAUUCGAGCGAAAAUCGACGAGGAUCGCAAGGAGCGACGACGAAAGCUUGGCUUGCCGGAGGAGCUUUCGCCAGAGGAGCUCGAACAGGAGCGAGAGCGAGAGGAAAAGAGGGCUAAGGAGAUGAUGGAAGAGGUCGAGCGCAAGGCCAAGGCGGGGAUGUAUGUCAAGCCGGUGUCCAAACUGGAAAAUUUAAGACGUCACCUCGUGGACAUUAAGAAGGCUUUCGCCGAGGACGCCGACGCCGUGACGACGUGCUUCAACACGCUGCUGACCUAUCUCGGAAAUAUCGCCCGAGCGCCGAACGAGGAAAAGUACAGAUCGAUCAGGCUCUCCAACGCAGCGUUUCAAAAGCGCGUCGUCGCGGUCGGAGGCGAGAUCUACCUCUUGGAGUUUGGUUUCAAGGAAAUCGUCGACGACGCAGGCGAGAAACGUCUCGUCUUACCUCAAGAGUCCGUCGAUCAGGUCUUGCUCAAGACCGCGGGCGAGGAACUUCACGGCGCCAUCAAUAACCCGUUCUUUGGCAUGCUGUAA
Molecule: messenger RNA, 1173 nt
Organism: Ostreococcus tauri
Lineage: Eukaryota; Viridiplantae; Chlorophyta; Mamiellophyceae; Mamiellales; Bathycoccaceae
Product: UBA-like
Exons: 1
Coding region: 1-1173 (390 amino acids)
Molecular function (GO): protein binding
Source: RefSeq, a predicted model, not a curated record